AUGACAUCCCCUGACAGGGGUCGACAUGCCCAGGAAACGGAAGACGUCGAGGCUGCGGUGCCUCCCCAGACAAAACGCAUCAACUUUGGACCAGAGGAGCAUUAUGAGCGAUCGAAGAGAGCAACUGGCAGCCGACGCCGCUCUGCCAGCCGCGACUCAAUCUCAAGCGUUCAUAGUCGCACCCGAUCUGUUUCAGGAAUUCCCAUCGAAUUUCGCACACUCUCUUUUAACAUCGCUGAAUCUCAAGCUAUUGAGGAAGACACAGAGGACUUGAAACACCUAACAACGAAAAAGGAGAACACGAAAAAGACACAGGAAGAGGCGGAACAGAAGGAUUAUUUUGAAAACCUUGACUUCCAUAUCCUACCUGGCGAUGCAAUUUGCGAAAGGCUCGACGUAAGCCCUGGCCAAGGUCUUAGCACUGCUCAGGCAGUGGCUCGACUUACACAGAAUGGCAAGAAUACAUUCCCCGCCCGCCGCGAGAACUACACAAAGAGGAUCCUCAAUUAUGUAUUCGGUGGCUUUUGCUCGGUCCUGUGGAUUGGGGUGAUCGUAUUCUUCAUCUGUUGGCGCCCGCUGGGCGACCCGAACCCAGCAGCAUAUAAUCUCGGCUUGGCCAUCCUCAUCAUGAUAGUCAUCUUCCUCCAAGCUUCCUUCUCCGCAUUUCAGGACUGGUCGACAGCGAAGACCAUGAAAUCAAUUCUGAACCUCCUGCCCACCGAGACACUAGCCGUCCGUGAUGGCCAAACGGUUAAAGUCAGCUCUCUGGAUCUCGUCGUGGGAGAUAUUGUGAAGAUCAGCGUUGGAAACAAAGUACCUGCUGAUAUGCGGCUCCUGAAUACAUCCGGCGACGUCCGUUUUGACCGCUCUAUGCUCACUGGGGAGUCAGAUGAAGUCGAAGGAGCCAUCGAUAUGACGGAAACAAACUUUCUCGAGACACGGAAUGUAGCAUUGAUGGGCACGAUGGUAACCAAUGGUAGCACGACUGGCGUUGUUAUUCUUACCGGAGGCAAUACGGUCAUGGGCCGGAUUGCCAGCGCUACAAACGCGGUCAAAGACGAGCCUACGCUUAUUCAGCGCGAGAUAUACCGUUUCGUGAGGAUUAUCGUGUGCCUUACCGUCAUCCUCGCCAGUGCCAUAAUUCUCACCUGGGUUGGUUGGUUGCGUGUUAAGCACCCAACCUAUAUGAACCUUAUCAGUAUGUUGAACAAUGCCAUGGGCUGUGUGGUUGCUUUUAUACCAGAAGGAGUACCCGUGGGGGUCGCUCUCACUAUGAUGAUCGUUGCGAGACGGAUGAAGAGCAGUGAUAUUUUGCCAAAAGGGCUGUCGACGGUUGAGACGCUCGGGUGUGUUAACGUUUUGUGCUCUGAUAAGACGGGGACGUUGACUGAGAACAAGAUGGUUGUUACUACUGUUGGCUUUCUAGACAAGCGUAUGGGCGUCGCCGAAGCAUUGUCUUCAUCUUCGGAGAUUUCGAGACCGCUGGAGGAGCUUUUUCGUGCUUCAAUACUUUGCAAUGAUGCAGCCUUCGACCCUCUGACCAUUGGCCUCCCUGUAAUGGCUCGUGAUACCCAAGGUAAUGCCACCGAUGGUGCAACUUUAAAGUUUGGAACCGCGGCUCUUGAAGGACUUGAUCGCAAGGGAGCAAAUGGUGAUACGCUCCCUAGAGCCUUCCAAAUUCCCUUCAACUCCAAGAGCAAGUGGAUGUUGACACUGCACAAGAUCGGCUCAAACACGUCUAAACCGCACUUCUUAAUGUUGGUAAAAGGCGCUCCAGACGUCCUGCUCCCCAAUUGCACUACCUAUUGGUCAUACUCGAGCAACAGCAUCAAGGCCCUCGACCAUCCUGCAAUCGCCCAAUUUCAGGAACUUCAAGAGGAUCUUUCACGAAGCGGUCAGCGGGUGAUUCUGCUCUGUCAGCGCGAUAUCACACCGCAGAACGGCCUUGGAUCCAACGCCUUCGCCGAUGAAAUCCGAGACACCCAAAUCACCGACUUGACCAUCAUCGGCGUCUUAGGCAUCACUGACCCUCCUCGAAAGGAGACGGCGGAGACUGUAGCAGCCUGUCGCCGCGCCGGUAUCCGAUUCUUCAUGGUAACUGGUGAUUUUGGGCUCACCGCCUCGGCCAUCGCCCGCGAAGUUGGCAUUUUCACCAAUCCAGGUGAUCCCGAUACAUCCUAUAACAUCAUGGAGCGCCGCAAUGACACCGAUGAAGCGCUAGGGAACCGCACCUUCCCUUCUGCGCCUACAGAUAAAAGUCUACUGCUCGAAGGGCCAGCAAUUUCUGGACUUACGGACGAUGACUGGGAUAGUGUUUGCGCGUACGAAGAAAUAGUCUUCGCCCGAACAAGCCCAGAGCAGAAGCUCCGCAUUGUGAAAGAGUUCAAGGCUCGCGACAAUAUUGUGGCAGUGACCGGAGAUGGCGUUAAUGAUGCUCCCGCCCUUCGCGCUGCAGAUGUCGGAAUCGCCGUCGUGACCGGUAGCGAUGUAGCCCUCGAAGCAGCAGACCUUGUCCUUUUGGCCAAAUUCGAUUCCAUCAUCGACGCCAUCCGCCUCGGGCGUCUCGUCUUCCAGAAUCUUCAGAAAAUUAUCAGCUACCUCCUUCCUGCGGGCUCCUGGUCUGAGAUCUGGCCUGUCCUGCUGAACGUCUACCUGGGCGUUCCUUUGCCGCUCUCCACCUUCCUCAUGAUCAUCAUUUGCGUUUUCACCGAUCUUUUUCUCUCCCUCGCACUGAUCAUGGAGCGAGAGGAAUUCGAUCUCCUCUCCCUGCCGCCACGUAAUGCGAAAAAAGACCACUUGAUCAACUUUAAGAUUUACGCACAGAGUUACCUCUUCAUCGGACUGAUGGAGACCGUCUGCGCACACGGCAUGUUCUUCCUCUACAUGUACCGCCACGCCGGAAUCCCAGCCUCCUCACUCUUCCUAGCAUUCGAGAGCUACAGCGAAGGGUUCUACGGCUACUCAGCCGCCGAGCUCCUGCAAUUCAACACCGUAGGGCAGAGCGUGUAUUUCGUGACCCUCGUGAUUCUGCAGUGGGGUAACAUCCUGAGUAUCCGCAACAAACGGCUAAGCAUCUUGCAGGCUGACCCGGUGAGAAAGCAGAGACGGAAUCCCUGGUUGCUGGCAGGUGCAGCAAUGAGUCUAUCGAUUGCGGUAUUUGUGACUGAACAGCAAGGGAUUCAGACCAUUUUUGGGACUGCCAGUGUCCCGCUUGAGUUUUGGUUCCUGCCGCUGCCAUUGGCGCUAGGGAUAUUGGUUAUGGAUGAAAUGAGAAAGUUGGGGGUUCGGGGCUGGCCCACGGGGGUGUUGGCGAGGAUUGCAUGGUAA
Molecule: messenger RNA, 3327 nt
Organism: Venustampulla echinocandica
Lineage: Eukaryota; Fungi; Ascomycota; Leotiomycetes; Helotiales; Pleuroascaceae
Exons: 1
Coding region: 1-3327 (1108 amino acids)
Biological process (GO): sodium ion export across plasma membrane; intracellular sodium ion homeostasis; intracellular potassium ion homeostasis
Cellular component (GO): membrane
Molecular function (GO): ATP binding; P-type sodium:potassium-exchanging transporter activity; ATP hydrolysis activity
Source: RefSeq, a predicted model, not a curated record